AUACCUCCAGGUUUUGAUCUCUAUAUUGACUCUUUCUCCUACUCUCCUUUAUGUAGAUAUAUUUCUCUCUGUGUGUUUCUUUUAUCAAAUCCCCAGGCAAUUAGAAUACAAACCAAAAUCUGAAAUUUACAUUUACAAACUUUCAGCUUUCUUCAGAAUCGAAUAAAAGCUUCUAGCGAAGUUAAACAUCAAAUAAGCUUUUGAGGAUCAGGGAAAUAUGGAGAUUACUGCUUACAAACCCUAUGGUGAUACUGAGUUCGAAUCACUCAUUGAAAGAAUUCACCCUCCCAGGGCGUGCAUUGAUAAUGAUACCUGCCGAGACUGCACUAUUGUGAAGGUUGAUAGUGCAAACAAACACGGUAUAUUGCUGGAGAUGGUCCAAGUUUUGACGGAUCUGGACUUGCUGAUUUUAAGAUCAUACAUAUGUUCUGACGGUGGCUGGUUAAUGGAUGUUUUCCACGUGACCGACCAACUUGGAAACAAAAUCACUGACGAAAGCCUCAUCCACUACAUCGAACAGGCAAUUUGCGCAAGUAGAAGAGGGUCCAGCGAAGUCCAAGCAUGUGUUGGUAGAAACGUGAGGCCCAGGCAUGUCUCAAUGGAGCACACGGCUAUGGAGAUGACGGGGACAGAUAGACCAGGACUAAUGUCUGAGAUAUCUGCUGUGCUGGCUGAGUUGGGAUGCCACGUCUCUGGUGCCGUGGCAUGGACACAUAACAAUCGAGCGGCAUGUAUCGUUUACAUGGAAGAUGAACUGAAGCAUGGGCCAAUGCUGGACUCCUAUCGAGUGGCCCAAAUACAGGCCCAACUGGAGAAUGUUGUUGAGGCUCACCAUUAUGAAGGGGAGCGACGGAGUGUGAGGUUGGCUGCCCCUGCAGCUAGCCAGACCCAUACUGAAAGGCGGCUCCAUCAGUUGAUGGCAGCUGACAGAGACUAUGAACAAUGUUGUUCCUGUGGUUAUGAAGACGAUGUAGUACAGAGGCAGAAGAAGGGACGUGAUAGCACAGAAGUGAAGAUAGAAAAUUGCAAGCAGAAGGGCUACUCCAUUGUUACUGUAAAGAGUGUAGACAGACCCAAAUUGCUAUUUGACACUAUAUGCACCCUGACAGACUUGCAGUAUGUCGUAUUCCACGCCUCCAUCACCUCUUUUGAAUCCAUUGCCAUUCAGGAAUACUAUGUGAGACACAAGAAUGGAUGGACUAUGGAUUCAGAGAGUGAGAGACGUAGGAUGACCCAAAAUCUGAUAGCUGCCACUGAGAGGAGAGUAUCCCAUGGAUUGAGGCUGGAUGUUAGUAUUCAAAACAGGCUAGGAUUGUUAUCAGACAUCACGAGAGUGUUUCGGGAGAACGGAUUAUCCAUAAGCAGGGCUGAGGUUGGGGUACAGGGCGAGAAAGCAGUUGGCACAUUCUAUGUAAAAGAUGCAUCAGGGCAAGCUGUGAAUGCAGAAACCUUGGAGACAGUAAGACGAGAAAUUGGAGGCACUGUCCAGGUGGCAAAUAAACCCUCAGGGAGGCCAUCUUCUCAACAAACUACGUUGUCAAAUACAAGCCCUAGCAUAAGCACUAGCAGCAGCAGUGGCAAGCAAGACAAGCCUGGUUUCUCAUUAGGAAGCAUGUUUUGGUCUCAGCUUGAGUGGCUUUCCAGCAACUUCAGACCUAUAAAAUCCUAAGAUUCCAAGUGGUGAUCUGAAGACCCUAGUGUGUUUAGGCCAUCUUGAUUGUAAAUAAAUAGCAGAAUCCGUCUGUAAAUAAUUAGCAGAACUUGUAAAUAACAGUAGAUGCAUGGUAUAAUGUACAUAUCUUUGCAGCGUAAAAUCAUAGGAAGUUCAAA
Messenger RNA from Lycium barbarum (goji berry), 1830 nucleotides. Its product is annotated as ACT domain-containing protein ACR1. NCBI's taxonomy places the organism in Eukaryota, Viridiplantae, Streptophyta, Magnoliopsida, Solanales, Solanaceae. The transcript is spliced from 8 exons. The record is from RefSeq and is a predicted model, not a curated record. Bases 218 to 1669 code for a protein of 483 amino acids.